Molecule: messenger RNA, 552 nt
Organism: Drosophila teissieri
Lineage: Eukaryota; Metazoa; Arthropoda; Insecta; Diptera; Drosophilidae
Exons: 1
Coding region: 1-552 (183 amino acids)
Source: RefSeq, a predicted model, not a curated record
AUGAGCAAGUUCAGCAUCUGCCUCCUCCUCGUCGUCCUGGCCAUCGCCGCCACUCACGCCGAUGGCGAUCGUCGUCCAUGUGCGGGUCGCUGUGGAAUCGUGGGCCCCGCCGGCAAGAGCGUGUGCAUCCGCAACAAGGCCACCAAUGUGUGCACCCGCCUGCCGGCCUGUCGUCUGCGGGAGAAGAACUGCCGCCGCCGGGACAAUGGACUGGAGCCCAUCCGUGAGACGUGCAUCACCCGCUGCCGCAACAUUCCCGGCACCAGCGGCGUCGGCCAGUGCGCCACCCGGCUGCGUCCACGUCCCCAGUCGGAUGGCAAGCGCAUCAGGGAGUGCCAGAGGAGGGUGUGCCUGGACGACAAGCUGGCCGGCUGCUGGAGGGACCAGCAGGGCGCCUGCAUCCUGCAGACCCGCUGCGAGGCCCAGCGGAGGAACUGCGUCCGCAACCCGCUCAACCAGUGGGUGAGGGCCAGCGAGUGGAGCUGCCAGGGCAACGUUGUGGGCGGUGGCAUCCGUCGCUGCCGCACCAGGCCCAUCAUCAUCAAGGACUAA